Molecule: messenger RNA, 2439 nt
Organism: Coregonus sp. 'balchen'
Lineage: Eukaryota; Metazoa; Chordata; Actinopteri; Salmoniformes; Salmonidae
Source: the annotation of a GenBank genome assembly
GGAAAUGUGUGCAUGUCCUUGAUUAUGAAGUAACGUGGAGAGAGAUAAGCUGCAUCUUAUGGUGUAAUUUGUCGCUUAUCCAAUUCAAAGGUAAAUUGCUGUUUCAGCUGUGUAGAAACUAGUAUUUGUCAACAAUUUUGGAAUUAUAUUAUAAAUAGCUUCAUUGCUGUCUUAUCCAGCUAGCUAGUUUAGUGAUCCCAACGUGCGGUAUUGUUCGCGGUUGACUGCCAGACAACCCAGCAGCAACAUAGCUAGCUAGCUAUACAGACUUUUCAAUAUUCAUAUUGAUAUAGCUAUUUUACCUUACCUUGCUGUUGUCUAACAAUGAGUUUAACACAAGCACAUUUAAAUGCUUCGAGAUUCCUUUAAUGAAGGAAUAAAGGAACUGUAAAUAUGACUGUUCUUUGCCCUAUGUUAUUUUUAUGUUUCCCCAGCUAGGCGUGUGUCAACACCAGCCCAGUGACCAUGCCUCUCCACAAGUACCCCCCAAAGAUCUGGGAAGCCCUAAAACUGAAGCAGGGGAUCUAUGCCCGCCUCCCCAAACACUACCUCCGCUCUCUGGAGGAGACCACGCAGCCCACCCCGGUCCACUGGAAGGCCCUGGGAGUCAAGUACAGGGCCAACCCUAAAACAGGGCACAAGGAGCGGGUACAAGACGUCCCCAUCCCCAUCUACUACCCACCAGAGUCCCAGGACGGUCUAUGGGGAGGCGAGGGAUGGAUAUCAGGCUUCAGAUAUGCCAACAAUGACAAAGUGAGUACUAUGUAGGGCAUUAAUGAACAUCAUGAGCAUUUUUUUUUGUUCCCUGUAUUCACAGACACACUUUAUUCUAUAUCUGAGCAUGUAUCCUAACAUUGUCUCUCUCUUCAGCUAUCCAACAGGCUGGAAAGAGUCUGGAAGCCACAACUGUUCACCAGAGAGCUGUACAGCGAGAUCCUCAACCACAAGUUCACCAUCACCGUCACGGCUCGCACCCUAGACCUCAUCGAUGCCGCCUACGGCUUGGACUUCUACAUCCUGAGGGUGAGAGAGGAGGCAGCAUGUUAUCAUCUUUAGCUAUAGUGGGUGAAUAUAUGUACAUUCUCCAACGUGCAGUGUUUUGAGAAGAUGACACUUAACAUGGGUUUCAUCAUCCAAUGACUUGAUUGAUUCUCUUCCAGACACCAAAGGAGGACCUGAACUCCAAGCUAGGAAUGGACCUGAGGCGGGCCAUGCUCUUGAGGCUGGCCUUUAAAGACACCCAGCUCUACCCAGAGGACCCUGCCAAGAGGGAGAAGAUCUACACCAAGUACAAGGUGGGUUCGUUAUGUUUUGGGCCAUGACGUGUUUGAGGUACCAACACACUUUUGUCUUGAGCUUUCAUCAUGUUGCUAUAGGAGAUGAUGCAGCAGUUCAUAAAGUCAGUGAAAGUGCUGCACAAAUUUUGUAGAUAGUUAAAAGAUCUCAUUACAUUAUCUCUCUCCCUCUCCUUCUGUCCUCGCUCUUCUUCCCUUGCCCCCAGCAGCAGUUUGAAAUCCCUGCAGAGGAGGCUGAGUGGGUUGGCCUGAGUGUGGAUGAGGCCGUGGAGAAACAGAGACAACUGGAGCACAAGGUAACUGCAUCGUUUCAGUCACAUGGAACAUAUGGUGUCACUCAGUAAUCACCCUGCCAGAGUAAACAUGCACGGUCGAUAUGGACAGAUUUUUUUUUAUUGUAUCUGCUCUGACCCAUACUCUCUCUGACUGGACUCUAUUCUUUUGUGUCCCAGGAGCCGGAGCCUCUGUUCAAGCGCUGUGUGGAGAACCUGGUGAAGGAGCUGGUCGUCCAGAAACUCUCUGAACCACAGCUGGUGGAGAAGAAGUAAGGGCCAUUUCCUUAGGAGCACUGAGGUCACUUCCUGUUGACGGUGACACUUGGGGACACUUGGUGGUUACUUGGUCCCAUUUAAAGACACUUAUUUAUUCAGGUUCUAUUUUUCAGCAGCUGAUUUGGACCUAUCUCCAUCUGGGUUGUUACCAUUUAAAUAUUCCCCAUUCCUCUGUUUGAUAGUGAGGCUUUCCUUGGUCAGUGCUAUAUCAUUUGUCUAAGGAAUAAAAUAUUCACAUUUCUUAAUCUGUUUUGAUUGACAAUUUCUUAAAGUUAGUGUUGUGGUUAGUUGCACAGUACUGCGCGCUUGAUUCCUAAUCUAGACUGUCAUACUCCAGUUUAUCCUCUAGAUGGAAGUGUUUACCAGUUUUUCAGUAUCAUAAUUUAAGAACAAUAGAAAACAGCCAGGAGCGUCAUUUAUCAAAGGUCCGUGUGCACCAAAAAGUACUCUAAACCUUGCAUGUUGCAGUUUUCCUGCAAAGGUUGGUAUUGAUACAUUUGGAAAUUCACGGGAAAGUGUGCGUAUCGCACGUACAGCUCAGACCAUAUGCAGAAGACACAUUUCGAACAUACAUUUUGUAUUACCAUAUCAUU